This is a messenger RNA of Nerophis lumbriciformis (worm pipefish), 3402 nucleotides long. RefSeq lists its product as uncharacterized. The record is from RefSeq and is a predicted model, not a curated record. NCBI's taxonomy places the organism in Eukaryota, Metazoa, Chordata, Actinopteri, Syngnathiformes, Syngnathidae.
CUUGUCUGGAGUCAGCGCCUCCUCCUCCUCCUCUUCCUCCUCCCCUUUUCCUCCUCAUCUUCAUCAGCGGUGGAGGAGGAAGACACGCUCGUCUUCUUCAGCGUGGUCCGCACUGCAGAGGGAUGAUGAAGAAGGAUCCAGAAGUGCCAUCAAGAUCUGCCAAGGAUGUGGCCUGGUCCUGGUCCUGGUCCUGGUCCUGCAGGUGAAGUCGUUGGCCACAAGACUCCCAUCUGGUCCUGGUCCUGGUCCUGCAAGUGAAGUCGUGGACCACAAGACUCCAAUCGCUCCUCCUCAUCUCUCCUGGGCGGCCAUGCCUGAAGACCACUUCCCAGCUGCUAGCGUGUUCCAGCUGAAGGUGUGGCAGGUCUAGACUUGGACCAUGCCAGCUGCUCCUCAGCUCAGGUUCUCCUCUCCUCUGGUCCUCAGCCAGGUGUGACCCCGCAUGGAUUUCAGGGAGAGGAUAGCGCUGACCCUCUGAUUGGACACCUCUUUCAGUAGAUUUUGUCCUCUUGUCCUCCAUCAUGGCUCUGAGGACCUCCUGACUCCGGCAGCUGAUGGUCCACCACUGCGUCCCGCCGUCUGAUGGGCGCCAGCGAGCGCGGGAUCCAUCUUGAGCUCCACAGCAGAACUUGAAGAAGAAGAAGUCCUCUCCCCCCCACUGUGUGCCGGUGGGGGGGAGGGUGGAGGUUAGGUGGUAGUUGUGUAGUGGUGUAGAUGUCCUCAGGGUGUGGACUACAAGGCAUCUCUGUCUGACUUGUUUUCUUUUUAGCCUGAGCUAAGUUAGCAUUAGCCAUGGAUGCUAAUCAGGGCAGCCCUGAAAGCCCCAACCGGGCGGUGGAGUACCUCCUGGAACUCAACAACAUCAUUGAAAGCCAGCAGAAGCUUCUGGAAACGCAGCGGCGGCGGAUCGAUGAGCUGGAGGUCCAACUGGACCGGCUCAGCCAAGAGAACAAGGACUUGCGCUUGGACCGCCAAGCCGCCGCGCCCCCUCCGGAACCCCCUCUGCCUCCCCCUCCGCCGCCGCCGCCUCCGGCCCCGUUCUCUUUGGCCCCCGCCAAGAACCACCACCACAACAGCCAAGCCCCGCCCAAGCCGCCGUCCUCCAUCCCGCUCUACCACAGCCACCACCACGGCGCCUACAACAGCACCAACGACGCCGCCAUACCCACGCAGAUCGCUCCACCGCCGCCCCCCAACCCUGCCCGGGGGCACAGCCGCCUGCGGCGAGUGCCAUCCACCAGCACGGGAACCAACACCAACUUCGUGGAGAAGGAGAAGGAGCGGCUGGAGCGCCUGCACAAAAGCAACGCCGCCAACAACCACCACGCGCACACCCUCCACCUCCACAAGACGUCUUUCUCUGCUAGCACCCCCGCCUCCUCAUGCCGUCCCUCCACCAUCACCAGUCCUUCCUCCUCUCUCUACUCCUCCAGUCUCCCUCCUAACAGCCACACCACCUACCAUCAGUACUGCUGCCCCGCGCGCCUCCGCCUGCCCCAGCCUCCCUGCGCCCUGCCCCCCGCCAAGCACCAGGAGCAGGCAAGAGAGGAGGACGAUGAUGACAUCGCCCAUCAGUUCUGUUGCCCCGCCUCCGAGUGCAGUAGCCCCUCCUCUAGGUAACCGGGGGCAACCACGAGCGCUCGAGGCCGCCCGACUUAACAGGUGAUUGAGGAGCUCCGCCCCCGUCUUUCUUCCUCUUUAGCACCUGGCCACAAAUUGGAAAAAGAGCAAAACUAUUGAAGCGGGCGCUGAGAGAGAGAAGUGACAUCACAUCCAACAACUGCUCAGCAGCCAAAAGAAAAGCUGCUCCCAGGGACCGUUGCAAAGUGUUGGUGCGUUAGGCCACGCCCACCAGGACCCAGGACCACAUGAAGAACCAUGGACUAAGUUCUCCUUCCUCACACCUUUCUUCUCUUUCUUGGCUCCAUGCUGUGCAUGUUCUCCUCAUCAUCAUCACACACGUUCAACAGUAACACUCCACUCUAUUGGCAACCACUACUUUCAGGAUGAUUUGAAAAGUAACACUCCACUCUAUUGGCAACCACUACUUUCAGGAUGAUUUGAACAAUAACACUCCACUCUAUUGGCAACCACUACUUUUAGGAUGAUUUGAACAGUAACACUCCACUCUAUUGGCAACCACUACUUUGAGGAUGAUUUGAACAGUAACUCUACACUCAAUUGGCAACCACUACUUUCAGGAUGAUUUGAACAGUAACACUACACUCUAUUGGCAACCACUACUUUCAGGAUGAUUUGAACAGUAACACUCCACUCUAUUGGCAACCACUACUUUCAGGAUGAUUUGAACAGUAACUCUACACUCAAUUGGCAACCACUACUUUCAGGAUGAUUUGAACAGUAACACUCCACUCUAUUGGCAACCACUACUUUCAGGAUGAUUUGAACAGUAACACGCCACUCUAUUGGCAACCACUACUUUCAGGAUGAUUUGAACAGUAACACUCCACUCUAUUGGCAACCACUACUUUCAGGAUGAUUUGAACAGUAACUCUACACUCAAUUGGCAACCACUACUUUCAGGAUGAUUUGAACAGUAACACUACACUCUAUUGGCAACCACUACUUUCAGGAUGAUUUGAACAGUAACACUCCACUCUAUUGGCAACCACUACUUUGAGGAUGAUUUGAACAGUAACUCUACACUCAAUUGGCAACCACUACUUUCAGGAUGAUUUGAACAGUAACACGCCACUCUAUUGGCAACCACUACUUUCAGGAUGAUUUGAACAGUAACACGCCACUCUAUUGGCAACCACUACUUUCAGGAUGAUUUGAACAGUAACACUCCACUCUAUUGGCAACCACUACUUUCAGGAUGAUUUGAACAGUAGCACUCCACUCUAAUGGCAACCACUACUUUCAGGAUGAUUUGAACAGUAACACUCCACUCUAUUGGUAACCACUACUUUCAGGAUGAUUUGAACAGUAACACGCCACUCUAUUGGCAACCACUACUUUCAGGAUGAUUUGAACAGUAACACUACACUCUAUUGGCAACCACUACUUUCAGGAUGAUUUGAACAGUAACACUCCACUCUAUUGGCAACCACUACUUUCAGGAUGAUUUCAACAGUAACACUCCACUCUAUUGGCAACCACUACUUUCAGGAUGAUUUGAACAGUAACACGCCACUCUAUUGGCAACCACUACUUUCAGGAUGAUUUGAACAGUAACACUCCACUCAAUUGGCAACCACUACUUUGAGGAUGAUAGUUGAAUGAGAGUUGGUGUAAAUGUGGCCAGUAGUGUCACCAAUGUACGACUUUGUCAACGACCUUGACAACUUGUUGACUUAUGUCCUCAACAUAACCUUGAAACAACAUGCUUUUUGAGGACGUUUAAUGGAUGUUAAUUUGACAUUGAAAUGUGAUCUUUCC